Molecule: messenger RNA, 1096 nt
Organism: Hydractinia symbiolongicarpus
Lineage: Eukaryota; Metazoa; Cnidaria; Hydrozoa; Anthoathecata; Hydractiniidae
Exons: 2
Coding region: 652-966 (104 amino acids)
Source: RefSeq, a predicted model, not a curated record
GGAAUAUGGCGUGAAAAAUUAUUUUUACAUAUAUAAACCACUUUUCAAAGUCAUAAAAGAAUAUCUAGUUCUUAUGUUUUGAAGAUAAACAAAAAAAACAAACAACAUAAAAAAGUUUCACAUGUUUACAUUACAGUCGCCUUCUUCAACGAGGUCGUUUUAACGCGGUCAGAGAUCUGGACAAUCACAUUAGUAUGCGUAAUUAUGCGACUUACGUAAGCAAUUGUAUAGAAAAAAAAGUGAGCCCCCGUAAUAGUAGAGGGUUCUUUUUAGAAAAAAUAUGUAAUGUUUUGAGAAAGUAAAUAACAAACAUUCAUAUUAAAUUUUAUCAUGGAUCAACCAACGGUACUUGGUUUUCAGUUUGAACCAGAAUUUCAGGAUGAUGAAGAACAUUCUGAACCUGAAGAAUAUUCUGAUUUUUCUUUGGGGUCGAUGGUUGGUGUACUUGUGGGCACUGCGUCGUAUUGGAUACGGAAAGAGAGUGCAUAUGCUGCCACGAGAUAGACGAAAUAAAAUAUUUCAAAUUAGACGGUUUGCUUUAGUUUAUUUCUAUUUACACAAUAAACAGUGAAACAAUUACACAUACAAUCUAUACCCAAACCUUUUUUAGAUUGCAGAUGUAUCACUGAGCACAAUAGCUUUUCAAACGUGAUGCUGGACAGGGGUGUUCUGUGGACUGCUUUGGUAUCGUUAUAUGACAGGGAAAAUGCAUCGUUACCAUGUGAUAGGGAACACGUACCUAGCCAAUCAUAUCGCUACGCAUCGUACAGACAGUUUAGUUGGUUCAUCCAUACUAGGUUGGGACGAGGUGUGCGGAGAGUCAUUCCUGCUUGUGUCGUUGCUAAAAUAAGAACAGCCUUCCCUUCUGAAAGUGGUAAUUACACUGGGUUUAGAGAGGGAGGAACGAAUGUUUCCGAGAUUGAAAUGGUGUGGCAAUUUGCAGCUCACGAAGACCAAAGCGACUAAACCGUUCAUUAGUAUACGUGUAAAAUAUCCAUGUAAAUAAUAUAUGUAUGAAAAUAGUAUGUAAAUAAUUAUAUAAGCUAAAAAAAUAAAAAGUCACUACAGUUUUAAUCUGCUAUACUUAGUUGAUUGC